AUGGCUGCCCCAAUCGUCUCCUCCUCUCCACCAUUCAACAUGGACCAAAUCAACCAGAUCAACGCGUUCUUCUCCUCCACCGCCGGAGUCAUCACCUUCUCCGCCAUCUGGCUCUUCUGCGUCAUUGCGUUGAUCCUCAUCACCGGAUGGCUUCUCACCAGACAAGAGGAGGAGAACCGUAUCUCCGACUCGGCUCGCGAGAGAGAGGCUCAGGGGCAUACCCUGCUCAACGGAUCCGCAGUCGAUCCACCUGUUGACAUCGAUCUCCCAACCAUCCGCACCAACGAGGAGAUUGGAAAGUAUCAUCGUAUGAUCUAA
Caenorhabditis remanei is the source of this 318-nucleotide messenger RNA. RefSeq lists its product as uncharacterized. The record is from RefSeq and is a predicted model, not a curated record. Bases 1 to 318 code for a protein of 105 amino acids. Lineage: Eukaryota; Metazoa; Nematoda; Chromadorea; Rhabditida; Rhabditidae. The transcript is spliced from 2 exons.